AUGGAUUUCUUCGGUCUUACUAUGUUUUCAAUCCUCAUGGCUAUAUUUGGCUAUUUCCAAUCCAUUCCCCUGACAGGCGUCGAUCGACUGCAAGACGGCCUGAGCAAGGGGUAUGUCUUGAGCCAUUUCGGGAUGAUGGUUGACAGAUUCUUUCCAGUCGCUUACGCAAACGACUCUUUUGAAAACACAGAGCUGCAGUAUGAUACAACGUUUGCUGUAUUAGCCUUGACUUCGCCUGAGCCCAAAUCUGAUUCUGUUGUGGACUCUGCUUUGACCAACCCCAACACUCCCACGGAUGAUAUGACAGGAUAUGAGACCCAUAUCGUGCCGCUGGUUGCUGACUGGAAUGGGUCUGAUCGUUGGAUCUUCCGUGACACUCAGUACUUAGAUUUGAUUGCGGACCGCACUCGGUAUGUAGGAUUCUCAUCGCAGAUAUGGUCGGCAGCCCAAAGCUUUUCCAGGAUUGUGGUGCUCCUGGGAUUACCCAUCAUUCUCGUGAGCGUGCUGUUUGUUGCAUUCGUUUAUUGGCGAGAUGUGCGGACAGCCGACGCUGAAAUCAUGAGCUUCACCAACGAGGUUCGAUCCAGAAGAGCUUCCCUCCAGCGAAAGAUCGACCUGGCAUCCUAUGCGAUUGAUCAAACACUCGAUGAUAUUGUUAGACAUAUUUCAGCACAGCAGGAGCGCAUUCACCAGGAUCUAGCCUCCUUCCGUCCAGACGAUGUUAUCAGCCAGGAGAUGGGUGCAUUUCGCGAGAAGCUCGAGUUGCUUAUCCAAAGCGAAUUCGAUAGACAGGCCUCCUGGGUGAAGGACUACCUAGAAGAGCUCGAGCAAGUGCGCCAGACUCUCCCAGGCCCUGCAGAAAUUCGCGGCCAAUGUGAUGAAUUUCAAGAGAUACUCCAGCAAGCCAAGGAAGUGCACAACAGCCUCAACGGCACCUUGAAGCAUAUGGAUGAGCUUCUAAAUUCGAGACCGGUGGCGUCACUUUCUCAGGGUUCAGUCUCUCUAGUUGACGAGUUUCACACUGUGCGUUCGAUCUCCAGCAAUGAAGGAACAGGUUUGAGCAAUAUGAGUGAGCGCAUUCGUGAAACUACUCACUUGCAGCCCCAGUCAUUGUCUCAGUGGGUGAUGGCGUCGGAUCGUCACGCAAUGACUGCAGAGGAAUUUGACAAGGCGCGGGAAAUUCGGCGUGAGAGAGUGAAGAUGCGGUGCGCAAACCGGGUUAAAGCGAAUUCCGCUUCAAUGAAUGGCCAAAGUGGGACUGCAAUGACCGAUCGUUCCUCUUGGUAG
Messenger RNA from Aspergillus chevalieri, 1287 nucleotides. RefSeq lists its product as uncharacterized. NCBI's taxonomy places the organism in Eukaryota, Fungi, Ascomycota, Eurotiomycetes, Eurotiales, Aspergillaceae. Bases 1 to 1287 code for a protein of 428 amino acids. The record is from RefSeq and is a predicted model, not a curated record. The transcript has a single exon.